AGCCCACACCUGCAUCACAAAGGAGACCUGGAAGCUGGGCACCACCUCAGCCUGCUUUGCUCAUCCUGGCCCAGCCUGAAGCCACUGCUCUCCCUGUCCAGGAGCCCACACACCUGGUCCAGCACACCCCGCCCAGGCCAUCCUGACCCAGCCAUCAGGGACCUGUGUGUGUGGCAGCUGCUCCUGAGAGGUCGGAAGGUUGUGCAGCUGUGCGCUUGCUGAUGGGGAAGUCGGAAAGCCCAAUGGGGGUGAUGGAGAAAGCCAGCCAGCCUGAGCAGAAGCACCGAGGCUUCCUGGAGGGGGGGCUGCUGCUGCUGCUGCUGCUGGUGACGGGAGCCCUGGUGGCUCUGGGGGUCCUCUACGCUAACAGCAGAGGGAAGCAGCUACCAUGCUUUAUUAGCCGGCUGUGCUUCUCAAAGGAAGAGAAGACCAGUAUAAAUCGAAAGCCCCGAGCCGUGAAACAGCCCAAGGAGCUGAACAAAGUCUGCACCACCCCUGGCUGUGUGAUGGCAGCAGCUGCCAGGAUCCUCCGUAAUAUGGACCCGUCCCAGGAACCAUGUGAUGACUUCUACCAGUAUGCUUGUGGAGGCUGGCUGCAGCGCCACGUGAUCCCGGAAACCAACUCCCGAUACAGCGUCUUUGAUAUCCUUCGAGAUGAGCUGGAGGUCAUCCUCAAAGCGGUGCUGGAAAAUUCCACCACUGAGGACCGGCCAGCUGUGAAGAAGGCCAAGAUGCUGUACCGCUCCUGCAUGAAUCAGAGCGUGAUAGAGAAGCGAGACUCUCAGCCCCUGCUGGACAUCUUAGAGGCAGUGGGAGGCUGGCCGGUGGCCAUGGACGACUGGAACGAAACUAAAGGCCCCGAGUGGUUGCUGGAACGACAGCUGGCUGUGAUGAACACACAGUUCAACAGGCGUGUCCUCAUUGACCUCUUCAUCUGGAACGAUGACCAGAACUCCAGCCGGCACAUCAUCUACAUAGACCAGCCCACCUUGGGCAUGCCAUCCCGGGAGUACUAUUUCAACGGAGGCAGCAACCAGAAGGUACGGAAAGCCUACCUGCAGUUCAUGAUGUCGGUGGCCACGAUGCUGCGGGAGGAUAUGAGUCUCCCCAAAAACAGCCACCUGGUGCAGGAGGACAUGAUGCAGGUGCUGGAGCUGGAGACACAGCUGGCCAAUGCUACAGCACCCCAGGAGGAGAGGCACGACGUGACCACCCUGUACCACAGGAUGGACCUGGAGGAGCUUCAGAACAAGUUUGGGCUUAAGGGAUUUAACUGGACUCUCUUCAUACAAACUGUGCUAUCGUCUGUCAAAAUUAAGCUGCUGCCAAAUGAGGAAGUGGUGGUCUAUGGCAUCCCCUAUCUACAGAAUCUUGAAAAUAUCAUGGAUAUCUACCCAGCCAGAACCAUGCAGAACUACCUGGUCUGGCGCCUAGUACUAGAUCGAAUUAGCAGUCUGAGCCAGCGAUUCAAGGAUGCACGAGUGAAUUACCGCAAGGCGCUGUAUGGCACAACAGUGGAGGAGGUACGCUGGCGCGAGUGUGUCAGCUAUGUCAACAGCAACAUGGAAAGCGCCGUGGGCUCCCUCUACGUCAAGGAGGCCUUUCCUGGCGACAGCAAGAGCAUGGUCAGAGAACUCAUCAACAAGGUGCGGGCAGUGUUUGUAGAGACCCUGGAUGAGCUGGGCUGGAUGGAUGAAGAGUCCAAGAAGAAGGCGCAGGAGAAGGCCAUGAGCAUCCGGGAGCAGAUUGGCUACCCCGACUACAUCCUGGAGGAGAAGAACAAGCACCUGGAUGAGGAGUAUUCCAACCUGAACUUCUCAGAGGACCUGUACUUUGAGAACGGUCUGCAGAACCUCAAGGCUGGUGCCCAUCGGAGCCUCAAGAAGUUGCGGGAAAAGGUGGAUCAGAAUCUCUGGAUCAUCGGGGCCGCUGUGGUCAAUGCGUUCUACUCCCCAAACCGAAACCAGAUUGUAUUCCCUGCCGGGAUUCUCCAGCCCCCCUUCUUCAGCAAGGAGCAACCGCAGGCCUUGAACUUCGGGGGCAUCGGGAUGGUGAUUGGGCAUGAGAUCACACAUGGCUUUGACGACAACGGCCGGAACUUUGACAAGAAUGGCAACAUGCUGGAUUGGUGGAGUAACUUCUCAGCCCAGCACUUCCGGGAGCAGUCCGAGUGCAUGAUCUACCAGUAUGGCAACUACUCCUGGGACCUGGCUGACGAGCAGAACGUGAAUGGAUUCAGCACUCUCGGGGAAAACAUUGCUGACAAUGGAGGGGUGCGGCAGGCCUACAAGGCUUACCUGAAGUGGAUGGCAGAAGGCGGCAAGGAUCAGCAGUUGCCCGGGCUGGAGCUGACCUACAACCAGCUUUUCUUCAUCAAUUAUGCUCAGGUGUGGUGCGGCUCCUACCGGCCGGAGUUCGCCGUCCAAUCCAUCAAGACUGACGUCCACAGUCCGCUGAAGUACAGGGUGCUAGGCUCGCUACAGAACUUAGCCGCCUUCGCAGACGCAUUCCACUGCGCCCGGGGCACUCCCAUGCACCCCAAGGAGCGAUGCCGAGUCUGGUAGCCAAGGAAGAGCUGCGAUGCGUGGCCCACGUCCACCCGUUGUCCGGAGGCGUCCGCGCGAAGUGGUGCAGCUGGCGGGGUCCAGGCGUGUGCCCCGUGCCCGGUGGCCCGGCGGUACCGCGCCCGCGUGCCUAGCCUGGAGAGAAGCCACCGGCCAGACACCCCAGGAGUGAGUGAUGUGCUGCCGGGCGCCCCCUCUGGCCUGACCGCGAGGGUCAGCGCUUGCAUGGCAGCCCUGUAGACGCGAUUAACUGUCUUCCACCCACUCCCCAAAGCGCGUUGUCAUCAAAUGUCCACGAGCUUCAGAUUCGAGCUAAAGUAAACGCUUCAAA
Tupaia belangeri chinensis (Chinese tree shrew) is the source of this 2895-nucleotide messenger RNA. RefSeq names its product membrane metalloendopeptidase like 1 (gene MMEL1). The transcript has 25 exons. The record is from RefSeq and is a predicted model, not a curated record. Gene Ontology annotation, biological process: protein processing. Gene Ontology annotation, cellular component: plasma membrane. Bases 222 to 2564 code for a protein of 780 amino acids. Gene Ontology annotation, molecular function: metalloendopeptidase activity. Lineage: Eukaryota; Metazoa; Chordata; Mammalia; Scandentia; Tupaiidae.